Diprion similis is the source of this 3458-nucleotide messenger RNA. RefSeq names its product exosome RNA helicase MTR4 (gene Mtr4). The coding region runs from base 62 to 3121 and encodes 1019 amino acids. NCBI's taxonomy places the organism in Eukaryota, Metazoa, Arthropoda, Insecta, Hymenoptera, Diprionidae. Gene Ontology annotation, biological process: maturation of 5.8S rRNA; RNA catabolic process. Gene Ontology annotation, cellular component: nucleus. The transcript has 10 exons. Gene Ontology annotation, molecular function: RNA helicase activity; RNA binding; ATP binding. The record is from RefSeq and is a predicted model, not a curated record.
CUGAUGUUAAAAUUAAAGAAAACUCGUGGAGCUGUAAACUGAAAAAUAUUCUUAUAUUAUAAUGGCUGAUUUUAGCGAAGAUCUUUUUCAAGUGUUCGAAGAGAGCAGUGAAGAUGUAGUUCAGUUUUCUGGAGAUACUAUUUCUCUCGAAGAGUCGGCAGCGACAACAAAAAAGGAGGAGCAAACCGAUCCUAGCAUCAAAAGAGAUCUUGAGGAAAAUGAGGAACCAUUUGGAAAAAGACAGAGGACAGAUUCCAUAACUGAAGAAAUAAACUUGGAAGAGUUGGCGACACGUAUAACGAUACAUACUAUAGAAACAAUAGAAUCCUGUACCCAUGAAGUGGCUGUACCACCCGCACAGGACUACCUCCCUUUGGAAAAGAAAUCUUCGCUACCGGCAAAAGAAUAUAAAUUCGUUUUAGAUCCGUUUCAAAAGGAAGCAAUUUUGUGCAUCGAGAACAAUCAAUCAGUACUCGUAUCUGCACAUACUUCAGCUGGAAAAACUGUCGUCGCUGAAUACGCUAUUGCAUGUUCUUUGAGAGACAAGCAGCGAGUGAUAUAUACUACACCUAUAAAGGCCUUGAGCAAUCAGAAGUACAGAGAAUUUUUCGAAGAGUUUAAAGAUGUCGGAUUGAUUACCGGCGAUGUCACGAUUAAUCCCACUGCCAGCGUUCUAAUUAUGACAACAGAGAUUUUGAGAAAUAUGCUCUACAGAGGUUCUGAGGUGAUGAGGGAGGUUGGUUGGGUUAUUUUUGAUGAAAUACAUUACAUGCGUGACAAAGAAAGAGGGGUGGUAUGGGAAGAAACCUUAAUUCUCCUACCUGACAAUGUUCACUAUGUGUUUCUAUCGGCAACCAUCCCAAAUGCUAGGCAAUUCGCUGAAUGGGUAGCGCAUUUACAUAAUCAACCUUGUCAUGUAGUAUAUACAGAUUAUCGUCCAACACCUUUGCAACAUUAUAUAUUUCCGGCUGGCGGCGAUGGAAUUCAUUUGGUUGUCGACGAAAAUGGUGAAUUUAAAGAGGAAAAUUUCAACAGAGCUAUGAAUUGUCUACACCAAGGCGGCGAAGCCUCAAAGGGGGAUCAAAAAGGUCGAAAAGGUGGAAUGCGCUCUAAUGCUGGUCAGACCAAUAUUUUUAAGAUUGUCAAGAUGAUUAUGGAGAGAAACUUUGCCCCAGUUAUAAGUUUCAGUUUUUCAAAGAAGGACUGCGAAAUUUAUGCCAUGCAGAUGGCAAAGUUGGAUUUCAACACCAUAGAUGAAAAGAGAUUGGUUGAUGAAGUAUUCAACAACGCAAUGGAUGUACUCAAUGAGGAAGACAGACGUCUACCUCAAGUAGAAAAUGUGCUUCCACUGCUUAGGCGUGGCAUAGGAAUCCAUCACGGUGGCCUUUUACCUAUAUUGAAGGAAACCAUUGAAAUACUGUUCGCAGAAGGGUUAAUCAAAGCUUUAUUUGCAACAGAAACAUUUGCUAUGGGCCUCAAUAUGCCAGCAAGAACUGUACUAUUCACUGCACCAAGAAAAUUUGAUGGUAAAGAUUUUCGAUGGAUAACCUCAGGUGAAUAUAUUCAGAUGUCGGGUAGGGCUGGUAGGCGAGGAUUGGACGAGAAAGGAAUCGUCAUUUUAAUGAUAGAUGAAAAAGUGAGCCCAGCUGUCGGCAGAGACAUUGUUCAGGGAAAACCUGAUCCGAUUAACUCAGCGUUUCAUCUGACGUAUAAUAUGGUUCUUAACUUGUUAAGAGUAGAAGAAAUAAAUCCAGAGUAUAUGCUGGAGAGAAGUUUCUUUCAGUUUCAGAACCAAGCAAAUAUACCAGAGUUAUACAAUAAGGUUAAAGAUUUGCAACAACUACACGAUUCCAUAGUGAUCGAUAAGGUUGUACAGGUUUCAUCGUAUCAUCAGAUCAGGGAUCAACUAGACAAGCUUGGCAAUGAAUUUCGGACGUAUCUAACGAAACCAGAAUAUCUUGUUCCAUUCUUACAACCUGGUAGAUUAGUGAAGGUUAAAAAUGAGACUGCUGAAUUUGAUUGGGGUAUCAUUAUUAAUUUCAAAAAGAAGAGUCCGAACAAUCCAAUGAAAGAUAAGACUGUAAUCAUUGUGGACAUUCUGCUUCACAUAUCCAGUCAGUCUACUGAAGGAAAUCCACUUCCAUGUAGCAAUGGUAAUGAGGGAGACAUGGAAGUCGUACCUGUGUUACAUUCAUUAAUCUCACAAGUCAGUUCACUACGGGUAUUUUAUCCAAAAGACCUAAGACCUGCCGAUAACAGAAAGAGCGUAUUGAAAACUAUUCAAGAAGUUGAAAAGCGAUUUCCGGAUGGUCCACCGUUAUUAAAUCCGAUAACUGAUAUGCAUAUCGUAGAUCCAGGUUUCAAGGAUGUCAUUAAAAAAAUUGAGACCCUGGAGGAACGACUAUUUUCCCAUCCAUUGCAUAAGGAUCCUGAAUUACCAGAUCUUUCCCAGCGAUUUUUGCACAAAGAAAAAAUUGCCGAAGAUUUAAAACAAGCAAAAACCGAGCUCAAACGUGCCAAGUCCGUAUUGCAGAUGGAUGAACUGAAAUGUAGAAAGAGAGUCUUACGCAGAAUGGCUUAUUGCACAGCAGCUGAUGUUAUUGAGUUGAAAGGUCGGGUGGCUUGCGAGUUGAAUGGUGCUGAUGAAUUGUUGAUGACUGAGAUGAUUUUUAAUGGGUUGUUCAACGCAUUGAGCGUACCACAAAUGGUGGCUCUGGUUAGUUGCUUCGUUUGCGACGAGAAGAGCAAUGAAAUGCCGAAGAGUACAGAAGAGCUAAGUGGACCCCUGAGGCAGAUGCAGGAUUUGGCCAGACGAAUAGCUAAGGUAACCACCGAUGCUAAACUCGAGAUAGAUGAAGAAGCAUAUGUGGAGAAAUUUAAACCGUAUCUAAUGGACGUUGUGUACGCGUGGUGUAAAGGUGCCAAUUUCUUACAAAUCUGCAAAAUGACCGAUAUAUUUGAAGGGUCUAUAAUAAGAUGUAUGCGCCGGUUGGAGGAGGUUCUGAGACAGCUUUGUCAAGCAGCUAAAAAUAUCGGAAACUCAGAUUUGGAAAAUAAAUUCAGUGAAGGUAUAAAGGUGAUAAAACGAGACAUUGUUUUCGCUGCCUCCUUAUACUUGUGAAAUAAUAUUGUCUAUAAUUAAAACGGUGACGAGUUGUCAGAACAACGAAAAAACUGACGUGGAAUUGUAAACGGAAUGGAAAAUAGAAAGAAUAUACGACUAUUAUCCUGGGCUGUGUUCUGAAGGAAUGCCCGGACCUAUUUUCAUCAGUUAACUGCCAAAUUCUUGGUGAUAAGAAAAGAAACAAUACCAUUUACAACCAGGCAAAUUCAGCAUAUGUGACGACCUAGCCCUGGAAAUGUGUGGGAUGUUUUACGUUAUGCUAAGGGUUUAUCUAUUUCUAUAGACCGUACAUGCGACUGAAUUAUGUUUGAUUAUAAAUUGGAAUACUUCAUUU